GCCACGGCGAACCCUCAUCGCCGCCGCCGCCGCCGCAGCAGCAGUGGGGAGCAGCGAUGAGCUUCGAGGGGAUCGACGAGUGGGACGAGAACUUCCUCGACGAGGUCCUCCGAAUCGAGCUCGACGCCAUCUCCUCGCGCAACCCCGCCCGCCCCGACCCCUCCCCGCCGCCGCCGCCACCUCCGCCUCCGCCGCCGACGAUCGCCGCCCCGCCCCGGAACCCUAGCUGGUUCCGAUCGGACCACGACCACCCCCUCGCCACCCCCGUUCCGGCCUCGGCGUCCGACGCCGCCGCCAUCGGAUUCGGCUUCUCCCCGCCGCGGGAGCUCUCGCAGAGGUUCGCCGAGAGGAACCCUAAGCCCGGUGCGGAUCCCGAUUGCGAGAUUGUGGAGCCUAGGGUUUUGAGGAACGGUCGCCUCUGCGGCAGCGGCGGAGGCGGCGGCAGGGAGGUUGAGAGGUUGAAGAGGGAGCUGAGUCGCGUCUCCAAGCAACUAGGCCACUUGGACCAUGAAUGCGUAGAACUCAGGAGGGACAAAGCAAAGAAAGAUGAGCAACUCAAAGGUAUGCUGGCACAGAUUGAUGCCAAAGAUAAGGAGAUCCACAACUUGAAGAGGGCAAAUGUGGAUGCUUCUAAGCGAGAUCUUCAUUGUAAUAUCGAUGAAAAAAAUACUAGGGCUUCCUAUCAGGCAUCUGAGAGGACGGCAGUUAAAUGCUAUGUUAAAUCCAAUGAAGCAAUUGAUCCUGCUGUUUCUGAAUUGAACCGCCGAAUUAUAAAUGAUAAUAGUACGAGUACAUCCAGCGGAGGCAGCAUAAAGGAAAGCUACUCUUCUGAGAAUAAUAAUGUACUGCAGAAGUUUAAUAAGACUGUUGGAGUUCAAACAGAUAUUUCCGAUUGCAGUAAUUUUCAUCGAAGAAACUUGUCAGUGAGAUGCAUGUCAGAAAAGCUGCUUUCAAUAUGGGGUGGUGGGAACAACAAAAGGACUCGAGGAGAUCUGAGAAAGGAGUUUUUGGUGUCAUGCUCAGAAGAUCUUUUUGCGCUGUUUAGAUGCAUGAGACAAUCCGAAAUUGAUGCAAACUGUUGCACUUCUGACUCUGCUUUGCAUGAUACCCUGUCUCAAUUGCAUGCAACAGUAACAAAGAUGCAUAAUGGGUCUGGCCAGAUACAUACUUUAAUUGAAGCACUACUCGGUCUCUGCGCUUCUGAAAAUGUUUUCAUUGUGGAUAGAUCUUUGCGGGUAUUGCACAGCAUCUUGCGCCACUUGCUAAGUUCCGAGGUUUUAUCUAAUAGAAAGAACAGUGUCCUGGUUGAGCAAUCUCCGGCGGACAAUGUUAAAGAUGAGUGGGAAAUUGGGAAAAAGCAGCUAUUGGCUGUAUUCAAUGAUAUCGAGAAGGGAUUGGAUGAACAUGAAAAUCCAGGUUCUAUUUUGACGAAUAUUAGAGAAUCUGAUGCUCAAGAUCCAUUCAGCAAAGUGGAUGUAUUUUACAAGAAAAGUACAUUUAUACCAUUCAGAAGCUGGAUUUCAAUAUUCAAUUUGGUACAACGAGUUGCUGUGAAGAACUCGAAAGAGAGUAUCAGAACUGAAGCAUUGUCGAUAAUGAUUCUUAUUUUGAUGUGUAGCGACCCCAUUACCGAACGAGAAAAAUUUGGGCCGAUGCCUUUGCUGGAAAGCGUACAUCAGUUAUUGCAAAAGGAAGUUGGGUUGGUUGUACAAAAGCAAGCCGUCCAUCUACUUUUCUUGCUCUUGAACUGCCCAAAAAUGCUGACGUUGUUCUGCACUGGAGGUAAAGGUGUUACCACGGAAACAGCCGAAGGCCAAAAUGAUGUAUUACAACAAGCACUCAGCUCAAUUCUCGAGGACUUAUCAGAAUGUUUAGUUCGUGGGGAAACUGGUACUCUGGAACUGAAGCUUCGCAGGGAAGUAAUCUUACUGUUGGCAUAUAUAGCAUCACAUGGUCGAUCUGGUUUCGAAGUUCUCUUAGCUCCAGUGAGACCACACGGAGUCAAUUUCUUAGAGUCGAUAGUACGAGUGCUCGCAUCCGAGAUGGAUGCGGAAAUAGUUGAUUGUGCUGAAGCACAAGCUCUUUGCAAAGAAAGGAAUUCGCUGAUGCGAGAAGCUUUAAUUCUCCUUAACCGAUUAUCGUCGCACCCGGCCUACUCAAAGACAACUCUGGAAGUACUAACAGGCAGCAAUCAGUGUGCGAGCUUGACGAUCGACAUUGCGAAUAGGAUUCCUCGAAGAAGCAGAGGGCAAUGGAAGCAGCACAAUCGUGCAAAGACACCUAUGGAAGCCGAGAUCGUCGACUUAGCUCGAUUGUUUAGGACGAGAGUGUUCGCAUUUCUAGGCGAGUGACAUCCAAGAUAGCCGACUCUUGUUUUUUUUUUAAUAUAUUUACACAUUGGAAGCUACUCAUUCAGAUGCCUGCAUUCUAAGCAGUUUCCCUUCGGAUAGAUUAGACGUAAUUUUGAGACUCGGGGGCAAAAUUUUACACUUUCGAGGCAAAAUUUUGGCUGCUGCCUGAUAGAGAGCUCGUGCGGCAGGAGAUUUUGGGAGAGUGAGGCCUAUUCUGCUUUCCUUUUCUUUUCCUUUUGUUGCUGUGUCAGUUGCUGGCACAUCGCAGCCGGGGGAGCGGCAGUCGAUUUUGGAAGUGUAUAUAAGAAUCAGAUGCAUCACGACGCUGCUGCUACCGUAAUGAAAUCUUCUAAUUUAUAAUCUUGCUACCCUGUAUAGUUUGUUUUACUCAGAAAACAAGCUGCAGGCGUAUUUUUAAUCAUUGCAAA
Ananas comosus (pineapple) is the source of this 2779-nucleotide messenger RNA. RefSeq lists its product as uncharacterized. NCBI's taxonomy places the organism in Eukaryota, Viridiplantae, Streptophyta, Magnoliopsida, Poales, Bromeliaceae. Gene Ontology annotation, biological process: DNA damage response. Bases 57 to 2351 code for a protein of 764 amino acids. The transcript has 13 exons. The record is from RefSeq and is a predicted model, not a curated record.